AGCGCGCUAAAAUUUGCUUGAUUCUUUAUAGUAGUCCUCGCCGUCAAGUAUCCUUACGCGCGGGUGACCUCUGAAAGCAGUCUAUCUCAUUGGUCAUUCAUAAAAUGGACUAUUUUACGCAAACUAAAUUACCACUUAGCACUUGAUGAGAUGUAUAGACACAGAACAGUUGUAAAAUCCACUAGUCAAGUAAUAUUUCGUCAUUAUUAUUCCUUUCGGGUUUUUAUAUUUUUGCAUUACAUGAGCUGAGCGCGCGCUAAUGUAUUCAAAUAGGCAGAUGUCCGUUUUCCGUUGGGAGUAUUACGCUGCAUUGUGGGAAGACUAUUAAUAGCGACCUCGGUUUUAAAAAUGGACGUGGAGGGAAAAAUGUCGAGUACUGCUGUCUCUGACCCUCAAAUUUCAGUCCAUGAUUUUUCUGACAGAUUAUUAGGAAAUGAUGUAUACUUCCAUGUCAUUAAACUUUGUAACAGUUUUCAAGUAUUCAUUGGCAUCAAACCAGUUCUGUCUAACUUAGCAGUUGCUAUGCGAACGAAAUAUGACAAGGGUGUACCAACUGGCAGCAUUGUGUAUGGAGACACAAGUGAUACAGUUUCUCUUACUAUUGCACAGAAAUUAGCGAAAUCCACAGGAAAACAGGUGUUUGUGAGUUGCAGCAUACCUUAUGACCAAAACCUUUUCCCGCUAGUAGAGAAGCGGUUAAGUGAGGAAAUCAAGUUACAGCCAGACAAAUUUUGAAAUUGUAUUCAGAGGUGUGCAUGUGUGUCUCGAUUUUAUUUAUUCUCCAAGUUAAUUAAAAGAACACUACAGAUGCUGA
This is a messenger RNA of Pomacea canaliculata, 814 nucleotides long. RefSeq names its product proteasome assembly chaperone 4-like. Lineage: Eukaryota; Metazoa; Mollusca; Gastropoda; Architaenioglossa; Ampullariidae. Gene Ontology annotation, biological process: proteasome assembly. The record is from RefSeq and is a predicted model, not a curated record. Bases 349 to 735 code for a protein of 128 amino acids. The transcript has 3 exons.